CUUCAACAAUAAUAUUAAUUUCUUCUAUAACACCUUAUCUUUCAUUAUGGCACCUCAUGGAGAUUCUUUUCCUAGCUCAUUCACUAGAAACAACAACAUAGUAUGCUCCAAACCACCAAAACCUUCACCUAAUCAAAACAACAAUAAUAUUCAAAGGACAAUCUCCGACAUAUCGUUCGAGCUAUCGAAAGAAGGUAUGGAUAAUUUAACACUUCCACCAAUAACUGAAGUUGAAGAUGCAAAGUGUGAGUGUUGUGGCAUGUCGGAAGAGUUCACAGUUGAGUACAUAAAACGUGUGCGUGACAAGUUCUUAGGGAAAUGGGUUUGUGGUUUAUGUUCUGAGGCAGUGAAAGAAGAGUUUGAGAAAAAUGGAGGGAAAAAUAAUAUUGAAGAAGCUUUGAGUUCACACAUGAGUGCAUGUGUUAGGUUUAACAAAUUUGGAAGGAGUUUCCCUGUUUUGUUUCAAGCUGAAGCUAUGAAAGAGAUGUUGAAAAAGAGUAAAAUGGAAGGGAGAAGGGCUAACUCAUUUAACCCUAGAGACAAAGGUGGUGAAAAGAAAGGUGGACUUGCUAGAAGUUCAAGUUGCAUUCCUGCUAUUACAAGAGAUAUCAAUGAUUUCACCAUUGCAAAUUAAUCUAAACUUCUUAUUUUACAUAUGAGAUCUUAAUCUAUGGAGCUCUACAACAAUUGCAUGGUAUACGCAUCAACUGCGGAAACCGUUAAUUUAAAGAAAUAAAUUUUAUUUUACUAUCUAACGGUCUAAGCAGCUUUUGCAUUAUGCAAUUAGAGAUUCAAGUCCGAGAACUUAACCUAUUUUAAGCUUUUUUAUGGUAUAUUAAUUAAUUUUUGUGUUGUGUUGGAACAUGGUUUUGUAUUACUAAAAAAAUUUAAAUUAACGAGAGAAAUUUAGAGAAGAAGAACAUGAGAUAUCUCUCUAGUUAUACCUAUCACUAUAUAAAUUUUGUGAGAGGGAAUCAGAGAGAAAAUUUCAUUUUUUCUUAUCAAUAUUUCUAUCGAUAAUUUUAUUAUUUUUAUUAUAUCUAUUUACCUGUUCCUUUUUUUUCUACUGACUAGUGACUACCAAUUAUGUUUAUGAGACCGUCUUUGUGGGUUGAAUAACAUUAACCCUAAAGUUAUACCUUUUGAUAUAAAUCUGAGGUUUUUUCAAGGUCUCUUUUCGUAGCUAUCACUAUCAUAGUUUUUUAGAAGUUAUUUGAUCCGUGUGAGUUCUUCUUUGUCUUUCUUUUUGUUGGAGAAGGUUAUUAAUUCUUUGUAUUUAGUCAGUGGCUUUUUCAAUGUAUUUUAUGUAAUAUGCCAUAAUCGUAUAGUAGAAAUAAAAUUUGCUUAAUGCAUUCAUCUA
Cicer arietinum (chickpea) is the source of this 1360-nucleotide messenger RNA. RefSeq lists its product as uncharacterized. The record is from RefSeq and is a predicted model, not a curated record. NCBI's taxonomy places the organism in Eukaryota, Viridiplantae, Streptophyta, Magnoliopsida, Fabales, Fabaceae.